Moneuplotes crassus is the source of this 2828-nucleotide messenger RNA. NCBI's taxonomy places the organism in Eukaryota, Ciliophora, Spirotrichea, Euplotida, Euplotidae. The record is from the annotation of a GenBank genome assembly.
AUGCCGCAGAGAAAGAAUCGCAGCUCAACUUUUGACCUUUCUCAGAGAGAUGAUGGUGAGACUCAGCAAAUUUCAAGCCUUUUUGAUUAUAAUUACAGAAACCAUUCAAAGAGAUCAAUUAUAAGCCCCAGUGCUGCUAAAGGAAAUGUUCCUAGUUAUCUUUUCCCAGAUUCAAUGAGAAAGAAAGGCUCUGCUCUUGUACCUGAUUUUAUAAAUCAAGGAGGAAUGAUGGCUAAAAAUCCAAUCCUUGAUAGGCCAAUGCCAGAAGCAGCCAUAAGAUCCAUGUACAACAACGUAAUGUUUCCUGGUAGUGUAAUUCCUGAUUUCAUGAUGAACUCAAAGAGAGUUCCAUUAAUGGAAUCUGUCGACAACAUUUCUAUCAUUCCUCCAUUACCUGGCCAAAAAUAUCCCUCAAAUCCAUACUAUAAAGUAUACAAAGAUAAUAAGAGAAAGGCUAGGCAAGGAAGAAAAAGAGGCCCUAGAGGACCAGAGUUACCAAAAGAGCAUCUAAACCAAGUAUUGAACAACAUAAAGAUCCCUGGGUAUGACUUCUCUUCCCCACAAAAUGAUGUUGAAGAGAUCCCUGACCCUUCAACCUCAUCAUAUGCCCAACAGCUAAAGCGUAGGGAAAUUAAGAAAGCAGAAAAGAAGAAGCGAAGCGAGAAAGAAGCUCUUGAAAAGGCAAUAGCAAACCAAUGGAACCCUGUAUGUACAACCAAUUUCGGUGAAAGGAUGGUAGAGUAUCUCCGCAAAAGAGAUUUUCGUGAUAAAAAGCUCAAAGAAAGAGAUGAGACUCAUGUGAGAGGGAGAAAGAAAGACUUUCAAGACCAACUCUUACAAUAUGCUGACAAGGAACUCAUCUCUAAUGCAAUGAAGCAGUAUCAAAAGAAACGAUCCUUAGAGCAGAAAGAAGAGGAACAAGAGUUAGAUAGCGAGAUUUAUAACUCUAUUUGCACUCAAAAUCAAGUUAACAUUGGUGCUUUUGCAAUUAUCGAACAGAUUAAGGAUCAGAAAAAGCUGACAAAUCCAAAUUGGCUGUAUCUGGAACACAAAGGCCCUGUGUAUCCUCUAAGUCACCAAACCCAUAACGUAAACUUGAAAUAUAAUAACGCUACUAUCAUAAUGGAUCAUAUGCAAGAAGAAGUAGCAAUAUUGUGGGUCAGAAUGCAGUUUGAGUACCCUGACCAUGUCGAAAUCCCUGACUUUCGUGAUUCAUUUGCAGAGAAUUUCUUGAAGCUGUUCGGUAACAACUUCACUGAUUUCAAAUGCUUUGAUUUUAGUGACAUUAAGACCUUUUUGUUGGAAACAGAAUAUAAGUACUGAGGGAACGAACUUGUCAGAAAUCCAUCAGCUAUUGCAGCUCAAUAUCCAGAGAGUUAUAACCAAGAAGCUAUUGUUAAUGGAGAAAGACAUUUGAUGGAUAGAAACUUCAUCGGACAGCCUAUUAGACUCUACCUACCCAAGAAGAGCAAUAAGAUGAAUAAUCAGUUUGGAAGUAUAAAAUAUAGAGAUAGACCUUGAACAACUGUUCUGAAUCUCAGCGUUGAUGCUCCUAUUCCCAUCCCUCCAGGAAAGGGAGAAUGUUGGAACAGUGUUAUAUCUGACCCAGAUUUAGAAUGGAUAAUAGCAUUUAAGGAUAGAAAUAACAACAUUAACUCAGUCAGCUUCAGUAAGAAACAAACUCCAGGCAAAGAGCUACCGUGCAAGAAGAGACAAUUGGAGAAGUUUCUCUCUUUCAGAGGAAAAGAAGGAAUUUCUAAAGGAAUCAAAGCCAAUCUUUGAAGCAAAUCUCAGAUAAAAAUCUAUGAUUCAGCAUAUGAAUUAUCGAAAUCUAUCAAAUUUAUCAGGUCAGAUUACCAGAAAAGAAUUGAAAGUAGGGACAAAAUUGAGUGCUUAUGAGCCAUCUGUGUAUACUUGAUAGAUAAUCUCGACUUGAAGAUAUCUGAUGAGAAAGAAAAGCCAAUCCAAGGAGUUAUGGAUAUUACAACGACCUGCCUUACUUUUUAUCCAAAUUGAACUAUCAAACUCCGUCUUGGUCCUAGGUACCGCUGAAAAACAAGAAUAGACCAAUUAGUUUACAAAAUCCUAAAAAUCCUAGUUGAGGAGAGGAAGUUUAGGACCCAACAAGACCCUUCUCUGAGCAAAAUGAUAUUUGAAGAUUUAAAUGUUGAAAUCUUAGAGCAAUACUUAAACCUUUUGCUAAAAGAUUUAAGGCCUCAGCACUUCUUUAUCUACAACUCAAGUAUUAAGUUGCAAAACCUGCUUUCCAAAUACGAGAAUGUUUAUGGUAAGAAAGGGACAGAUUCUGGAGGAGUUUUCCAGAACUUCUCCUCCCAAUGUUCAAAGAUGAGUGUGGAUACUACUCGGACUGAAGACUGCCGAGGGCUUGUUAAUAAAAUUGUGCAUCUGACCCGUUCUACUUCAAAAGUCAUCAAGAUUUCUUACAAUGAUCAUGAUAUUAUCAAACUUGAUGGAAUCGUUGAGGAUCUACAUGAGAUGUACCAGAGGAAGAGAGACCUAGAGAAUGAUGUAGAUGGAGAGUCAAGUAACACCUGCUCUCAAAACUCAGAGAUCCCUAACGCUUUAGAAUUAAAAGAAACUGCUAACAAAAAAUUGAUGGAAUUAGAAGAGAAUAUUCUCUAUUCCCCAAAGAACACUCAGUUGAUUGACUCUAAAUAUGUUUAUUCCAUAUUUGACCCUAGGGUUAUAUACUCGUGGCUGAAGAGAGAGGGAGUUCCUCCUGACAGAGUUCUGGCACCAGGAUAUCAAUCAAAGAAUUGAUGGGCAAGUGAAGUUCCUAAAAACUUUCAAUAUUUCUAAUUAUUAAA